UGCCUGGUGGCGUUGCUUCGACUGGGCGUGGCGACGUGGGAUUACUGCGAGUUUUAAUCCGAUGAAGCUUUCGUUUUCGACUCUUUCGCGCUGUCUUGUGGAUUGUCUGUCGUUGUGAGCAGGUUCUCAGACAUGCUGUUGAGCGCUCUUCGGUUAGCGUGCCUCUCGACAUGCUUUCUUCUCCUCACAGCUGAUAUGGAUCCCAUUGUGCUCACGCCUCCCAGAGUGGUGGUUGCAUAUGAAGCUCCAGCCUCUGCGAACUGUUCAACGAACCUCACCCAUCUUGGGAUGGGCUGGGAGGCCCCCCUGGGACCCGUGGACAUGAACGAUGAUGUCAAUCAACUCACCUGGAAAGUGGACAGUCUUACAGAGUGGAAUAUAAAACCCUUUUGCUUCGUCAACGUGAAUCCUAGUUACCAGGCCAAAAAAAUUCUCGAAGUUAUUGUUUACAAAGUUCCAGAUAGUGUAUCCAUCCGUUUGAAUGACAUGGGACAAGUGACUGAGGGGAGAACGUAUGAGCUCCUGUGUGACAUCAAGAGCAUUGCUCCACUUAAGAACCUUGUUGUAAAGUGGUAUAAAGGGAAAACUGUAAUAAAUAGUGACCUAUCUAAUGAAACUGACACCACUCCAAAAAAUAAGUUGGCAAAACUCUCCAUCAGCCCCAACAGACGUGACAAUGGAGCUCAGUACAGCUGUGAAGCUCAGCUGGAACUAGGAGCAGACGGACCUCAACCUCCUCCCACAAAGAAAUCGGAACCCCUCAGCGUUAAUGUGUACUACAGCCCAAAGUUCUCCAGAUCAGUGGAGACCUUGAACCAAACAAAUAAAGAGAUCACCUUAGACUGCACUGUGGAAGCAAAUCCCCCUCCAGAAUACACCUGGAGUACACCUACUCAGGAUGAGAAGUCCAAUAAAGCAGUUUUGUCAGUACCUGCUCUGAGGUCUGGCACGUAUAAUUGCACUGCCAGUAAUAAGUAUGGCUCUUCGGUAAAACAGUUCAUCAUCGUACAAAAAAGUCGUGACCGCACUACUUUUUGGGCUAUUCUCGGAUCGGGGUUGGCCUUGGCUUUUGUGCUGAUUGUGGGUUACGUGAUAAGCAGGAGUGUCAGCUCGAACUCAGUCGUCUGAAGGUUUCUCACCCAAAGCAGGACACACUUUUCUGGACUAUAAUAACAAGCACUUCACCAGUGGUUAUCUGAACAUCUGCAGAUUCAGUUGAUCAGGACCAAAUUUGGUUGUGACUAGUUUAAGCCAUUAUUUGAUCACCGAUCACUGAGUUUUGGAAAACGGACUACGGCUGAACUGAUCUAAAGUUUAUGCAAAGUCUUUCUGUCACGAAAUAUGUGUAAGGGAAUGAAGUGAAGAGGUUUUGUGUGAUUUUUGCUCAGUUAUAGUCUCUCACUCCAUCAGUUGUGGCUGUAAUGUAUUUUUUUUUUGUUGUUGUUCUAAUUUUUAUGUGUAAUACUUGCUAGAAAAAUCAGUACAGACCAUCAUACUGAUCACCAGCAAAACCAGAAUAAGAUUGCUGGUAUGUGGGCAGCAGCAAUGGAAGCUGAUAUGCUGAUCAUCAGCAAAACCAGCAUAUCACUGCUGUUGGAACCAAACAUCGUAUCUCCUAAAAGGUGACUUUACAGGAGAAGGAGGAAACAUCGUUUACUUUCAAUGUCAAAGGAACCAGAAUUUAAUUUUGGGCCAUGUAAUUUCGUCCAUUCAUCACAAAAUUUACAUACAAUGUAAAGAGUAACAGGCACUUUCAAUUGAUAUGAAAAACAAAAAAUGAUAAAAAGGAGAUACGAGGUUUUGUUCCGACAGCAGCGAUAUGUUGUGUUUUAGAUGCUGAUAUUCAUGCUGGUUGACCAGCCAAACCACCAACCAGAGCAGCAUAAGCCAACUGGUUUCAGCAGAAACCUAAGCUAUUCAUAGUGAGUUGCCCUGACAAAUAUUGAAAGAAUGGUUGGGUGAUUAAUCAAAUUUACACCAGUUUCCCCUUUAGCUCAGGUAUAGUCGAUUGGCCCAGACAUGUCCAAGUUUUGCUUCUUUAAUUUUGAACUAGAGCUUUGAGGCAAAUGUUGCUAACAGCCACUAGAACACUAAUCACACAAAUGGCUCACAUUGUUUCUGUAAAAGUGCAUCAUCAAAACUUCUUUCAAGCAGCUCAGACCACAUCCGGGUCUGCUUUAAGGUAAAGGAUAAAAGUGAAAACAAAACUGCAGGCAGCCACUUUAGAUGACAGAGUGUGUACUCGUAAACCACCUCAGGAGUAGCAAUGCUGAUCUAGAAUCAGUAUUUGUGACGAUGACUGUUAGAAAGAAAUAAAGGAGUCUUAUCCCAGAUCGAUCCUGGUUAGUCUUUCUGCAAGUCUGCAUGACCUUAAUGAUAAACUGGGUGCUGUCCAGGCUGUUUGGGUGACUAGUGUCUUCUAGUGUUUGCUAGCAAUGUUAGGCUCAAAGCUCCAGUUCUAAGCUAAAGAAGUAAAAUUUGGACCAUAAAUAUCUUGGUUGAUCAGCAACAUCUAGAGUAAGUAGAAAAUUGUGUAAGUUUGAUUUUUCGCCCAACCAUUCCUUUAAGCCUAGCCUGAAAUUUUGCUGAAGGUUGGUCAAACUGUGUUGAGUAGGGCACCACUGAAGUUCACUCUUCCUUGUGUUCUGUCUACGGUCCUACAUCCAUUUCCAUUGUGAUAUUAUCACUUUUCUCCCAGCUCUUGCCCCAGCUUGUUCAAACUCUCUGUUAAGUACACAUAUUUAACAAAUAGAGCCGACAUCUACAAACUGUGGAGUCAAAAUCAUGCUCAGACUUGAACUAAUCCAAAUCGUGCUUUGAAAUAUUCUGUUAUUGUAUGUUACUUUCCACUACUACAACUGAACCUUUGUUGCCUCAUGCACUCAUAUGGCAGCUGAAUAAAGCUGUUGCAUAGCCUUGAAUAUUAUUUGUGUGUGUGUGUGUGUGUGUGUGUGUGUGGUUACUGUAAUGUUUAUAAAGAGAAAACAUGACAUUUUCAUUGUAAAGCUUUGUCAGUCCCAAUUGAUACUUUUUGCUGUUAAUGUUGUUGUUGUAUUCAUGAAAUUGGAAGAUAAUUGAAAGAAAUCAAACAGCCGUGUAGUAAAAUCUGAACCAAAAGCUUUAUUGAAGUAUGAUUUUGAAAGACUCUAGACUGAUGCACAUACAUGCAUAUUUUACUAAGCUGAUCAUGCUACAGUAAUCAUGUAACCAAUCUACCCUCUCAGGAAGAUCAAAUUUUCUAUCAAAAACAAGAUUUGCUGAAAAUGUAAACUCCACUAUAAGAACCAAAGUCAUGAGAAACAAACUUUCUCCAAUAAAAAAAAAAUUUUUUUUUGGUUGUUGCUUUUCUGGCUUAGACUUAGAAUGUGUGUUUGAUACAUACAUGCACUGUAUGUAUCACUGGGGCUUCUGUGUGGUCUGUAUCUGUAAUACCUGAAUCAUGUUGUGAUGAGUUAAGACCAUGAGGUUACUGUAUAUACAGCACUGUGUAACUGUCAGAGAACAGCCUUUCACUUAGGUAAUUUCCAGGUACUUUCCAGUCGGCCACUAUCUUUUGGCAUAAAUAAAAUGUUUGAGUAUUUAAUGUGUCCAUUUUUACAUUAUUUAGAGCUUCCUUUCUUUGCGGCAAGCUUCCUUUGAGGUUUUCAAAGACAUCUGACAUUUUUUCACACCUCCAAAGUUCAGUCUUAGAAGUUGGUUGCUUUUUCUGCUUCUCACAAUCAAAUUACAAAUUCAGACUCAUCAGUCAACAAAACCUUACUCCAUCUCAGAUGUCCUGUUUCAAUGUUCUAAUGCAGAUGUUCUUCUUUUUGGUGCUCUUUUCUUUUCUCAGUAACGGCUUCUUGACAGCUACACAUCCUUUCAGACUCAUAGGGUUGAGUUGUGUUGUCACAGUGGAAGGAUGGUCAGAAAACCAGUAGAUUUUUCAUAUAUGAAGCAAGAGUGGAGCUUGAUUGUCUCCUCUUUCUCAACGAUAAAGGUGUUAAUCUGAUGGUGACAGUGUUGGUGGUCUUGCACGGUUGUUGGGGGUUCCAAUGUUCUUAUCUUUUAACGAUUUUUUGAAUUCUAGUUUGGACUUACUGACUUAUUUUCCUUUCCCAGUUUAAGCAAACUGUAUAUAAUGUAUAUUUUGUCCAGUUUCUUAAAACAAAACCAUUUUAGAUGCACACAAGGAAGAAAUUAGCAAGGCAGCUGAGGUGUGCUUGGGUAGCUGCUUGUGUAAACAUUAGUGUCUUUUGAAGGGGAACAUAAUGUCAGUGGCUGUUUUGGGAACAGGCUUUGUUGGGAGGACGCAGUGGUACCUGGUUGGUUUUAAGAUUGUAAGGAUGGAAGAGUUCAAGUGGCAGCAACGUGCACAAAAGGAAUAAGCAAACAAAUGAAAUACUGAUAGAUUUGAGGUAAGAUACAUUGCGUUGGAGGCUUUUGUGUUAUUUUGUAAUAACGCAUGUAAUUUAUGUUGGCUGCUUUUUUCCUGACCCUGCAAAAUCAAUAAAUUGAACGUAUAUACUGGAAACUAAAUAAACGAAAAGGGGUUCUUUGACUUUUACCCAGUUGUAUGGAAAGCAAGUUUGUGCCUUACCUUUCUCUCCCAGUUUCAUGUUUUAUUAUACUGGUUUUUUGUUUAGAGAGAAAUCCAUUUUAAGGACGUUAAAAUUGAUGUUAUUUUAAUGGCCAAUGAUCUCUCUGAAUGUGCAACUGUUUGAAAGGAAACAUUCAUGGAAGUGAGUCUUUCUGGCUGUCUUCCAGUUUGUAAUCCACAGUUCUCUUGUGUUUUCUGUAGUCAUGGAGAUGUGUUCUACAAUAAAGGAACUUCUAAACA
This is a messenger RNA of Pygocentrus nattereri (red-bellied piranha), 4819 nucleotides long. RefSeq names its product cell adhesion molecule 4-like. The record is from RefSeq and is a predicted model, not a curated record. Gene Ontology annotation, molecular function: integrin binding. The coding region runs from base 133 to 1128 and encodes 331 amino acids. Lineage: Eukaryota; Metazoa; Chordata; Actinopteri; Characiformes; Serrasalmidae. Gene Ontology annotation, biological process: cell adhesion. The transcript has 5 exons.